AUUAUUCUCAAAAAAAUUGUCUAAAAAUUGAGCCUGGCCAAUUACAAACCCAUACUUCCUCAAAAGCCAGAAUUACUUCAGCCCGUAUUCUUUUGCCCCCCCAGUUCCCACCUCGUUCCUUCAUUUCUUAGGAACAGACUGCGCACUCCCUCCUCCUCUCGUCUGCCCGACUGCCGAGUCCUCUCACCGUUCUUCCCUCUUUCUUUCUCUCUGCGCCCCUUCACUCUCCCCUCUCUCUCUCUCUCUCUGAGCGACUGCACCUUGGCCUCCACCGGUCCUCUACUCGUUAGCUGCUGUGCCUCAUUAGAGUCAUCCCUUCUCUCUGCCCUUGCUGCUCUGCUGUGCCUCAUUUCUUCCUCUCGGAACCAAACUGACCGAUUUCAACGCAGUUUAUGCGGCUAUAUUACACAAUAUCAAACGGAAAGAGAAACAAAACGACAUUUUGCUCAGUUGAACCGGCUCGUCAGCUUAGUAGCCUCAUUUCAACUCUACCUCUUUUACAGAAAUAUUAGCAUUCCACACGCUAAUUCUCGGAGCCUUCUUCUUGAAUUAUUCCACUUUGGUGUAAUAAAGGUUCUGAUACCUAAUUGAACUUUGGGCUUCUAGUAGCGGAGAGUUUACUCAAAAGCAAUCAUGGAUGUUGAUUCACAACCAACUAUGGAGGAAACUAUAUUGGUUGGAGAUGAUCUGAUGAUGGGGCCACCAUCUCCUCUCGUCCCACCAGAAAUUGCAUCUCAUGUGCUUGAAGGUGUUGAUUUGUGUGAUGGAAUUUUAAGGAACCUAUUUCUCUGUUUGCAAAUCAAUGACAUUGAGCCUUUCUGUCAAGAUGAGCUUGUUUUAUAUCGUCAGUGUGCUGAGAAGAGGGAUAUGGAAAUCAGGAAACGGCUUCAAGAUAGUGAGCGUAAAUUGGGGUUAUCAAUGCCCUUAGAUGAAGCAAAGGAAAGAGUUUCUCAGCUUGAAUCAGAAAUCACAUCACUGGAUAGGCGCCUGAUUCUUGCUAGUGGAAUUGAAGGCAUUGAAGGAUUUCGCCAGAGAUGGAGCUUGCAUGGUCGUCUUACUGAUACAAAGAGAAGGUUGGAAUCUUUAAAGCAGGGUAUUCAGAACAGAAAGAAGGAUGUGAAUAAGGAUGAGCCAGCACCAAGUUCAACUACCAAAAGAUGGUUCUUCUGGUGACAUUUUUGCUGCAUUUUUAUAGGGCCAUUUUCUAAUAAGCUCCAUCAGCAACCUUUGGCAUUACAAUGCUAAUGAACUCGAUACUGCCAAGAAGGGCCGGAAUUGAAAUGAAUUAUGUGUUACAAAUGCAAUUUCAAGGAUUCCUAUGAACACUCCAAAUCUGUAUCCAGUAUGCUGUGAUAGUACGUAUGGCAUGAAUCUUGUAUUGCUGAGGAGUCUGUGCAUGGACAAGGUCCACUGAUAGAGAUUGAUUCUAUAAUCAACAUGUAUACUCCACAGGCAAGAAGAGCUUGAGCACUUGCAUGAAAUAAUACAAGGAUUACAUGAAGUUCUCAGGAUUUUUGGAUUGAAAAAAAAAAAGUGAAAUAAAAUUUAUUUGCAGGUAUACUUGUA
Molecule: messenger RNA, 1566 nt
Organism: Manihot esculenta (cassava)
Lineage: Eukaryota; Viridiplantae; Streptophyta; Magnoliopsida; Malpighiales; Euphorbiaceae
Exons: 7
Coding region: 634-1173 (179 amino acids)
Source: RefSeq, a predicted model, not a curated record